Messenger RNA from Neolamprologus brichardi, 2982 nucleotides. RefSeq names its product thioredoxin domain containing 5 (gene txndc5). Gene Ontology annotation, molecular function: protein disulfide isomerase activity. Gene Ontology annotation, cellular component: endoplasmic reticulum. NCBI's taxonomy places the organism in Eukaryota, Metazoa, Chordata, Actinopteri, Cichliformes, Cichlidae. The record is from RefSeq and is a predicted model, not a curated record. Gene Ontology annotation, biological process: protein folding.
CCAUCCAGGUCUGGCAUUCUUUGAGUCAGAGGCUGCCAGAGGGGCGUGCUCGCAGAAAGUCAGUCCUUUCACACCAGCAGGGACACCGUUCAGCUGCCGAGAUUCACCAUGGCUUCAUCUCUGCACCGCACACCCGUUUUGUUGCGUUUUAUUCACUUGUCGUUACUGCUUGCUGGUGUUUUAUGCGACCUUGAAGCAGAAGAAGAUGAACAUGCCAAGCACACGUACACGGUGGAUAUGUUCAACGAGGCGGUGCCCACUGCACCCCACUUUGUCAUGUUUUACGCUCCAUGGUGCGGCCAUUGCCAGAGGCUACAGCCGACGUGGAACGAGCUGGCAGAGAAAUACAACAGCAUGGACGACCCCCCGGUGUAUGUGGUAAAAGUAGACUGUGUCCAGGACACCAAAUUUUGCUCCAAUGACCACAGCGUUAGAGGCUACCCUACGCUUAAGUUGUUUAAGCCCGACCAGGAAGCAGUGAAGUACCAGGGCCCCAGAGAUCUGCAGUCUCUGGAGACCUGGAUGCUGAAGACUCUCCAAGAGGAGCCUUCGGAACCAGAGAGUGAACUGGAGCCUCCUAAAGCCCCAGAGCCCAAACAGGGAAUGUAUGAGCUCACCGCCCUCAAUUUCAAGACCCACAUAGCCAAAGGCGCCCACUUUAUCAAGUUCUUUGCACCUUGGUGUGGUCACUGCAAAGCCAUGGCCCCAACAUGGGAACAGCUGGCCACCACCUUUGAGCACUCUGACGAUGUGAAGAUAGGAAAGGUGGACUGUACUCAGCACUACGAGGUGUGUUCUGAGAAUGGUGUGAGGGGAUAUCCCACACUGCUCUUCUUUUACAAUGGAGAAAAGACAGAACAGUACAAAGGAAAGAGAGACCUGGACUCCUUCAAAGACUUUUUGGACAACCAGCUGAAGGCUGCACUCACCGAGGAGGAAAAGCAGGAGGAGCAGAAGGAGGAACCAAAGGCAAAUGAGAUCCCUGCUGAAGAGCCAGCUGAAGAGGAAGCAAAGUCCAGUGUUUUGAUCCUGAAUGAGGACAACUUUGAGGAGACUGUAGCCAAAGGAUUCACCUUCGUCAAAUUCUACGCUCCAUGGUGUGGUCACUGUAAGAAUCUCGCUCCAACAUGGGAAGAUCUUUCCAAGAAGGAAUUUCCUGGUUUUACUGAUGUCAAGAUUGCUAAAGUGGACUGCACUGUUCAGCGCACACUCUGCAACAAGUACUCUGUGCGCGGUUACCCCACCUUGAUCAUCUUCAGAGCAGGGGAGCAGGGUGAUGAGCAUCACGGUGGGCGGGAUUUGGAGAGCCUGCACGACUUUGUGAUGAAGCAGGCACGAGACGAGCUGUAGAUACAGGCUAGUCGGCGCUCUCUCUCCACAACUCUACUCGCUCACACUGCAUAUCUGGCCAAUAGGACACCACCCUCUCUCCUACAAAAGCCAGACCCCUACUCUCCCACUACUCAGUCAGUCAUCCAAUGACAGGCUGGCGCAUUCAUCUUUUUUUGGUAUUCAAGUGCAAAAUCAUUCGGUAAGAGUGUUUGGAAGGUGAUCGUACUUCUCAUUGCUCUUGCUCAACCUUAAACCACGUGGCGACUGGUUGGGCCUGAAGAUGAAGUAAUAUGUGCGACAACCACUUUGCAAGCUCUGCUCAGAACCAGAACUCUUCACAAGAAUACAAUUUUAUUGUAUUCUUUUUUAUUUUAUUAAGAAAUGUUAAAACAGUGGCACUAAAGUUUCUACCUGUUUGUUUUUUAAAUCAAGUGUUUCUGACGUCUCUGCCAUUUGACUUCUUUUUUCCCCGAUGCUAAUUUGUGUACAUGAAUUUUUUUAUUUUUAUUUUUUAUUUUUUUGAAAUCGUAAGCCAUUAGUUUUCUAUUACUGUCACUCAUGAGGCUGUAAAGGUUUGUGACUCUCCAAUGUGAAGCAGAGUGUUAAGUUGAGGGUGCUUCAUAGUCAUGCCAGUGAUGGCCUGUCUGACUUAACUCUCAGGGAAGAAACCACACAGACAGGGAUGUGAUGGAGAAGUCUGUGAUUUUACUGAAUCUGACAACUUUUUUUUUUCUUUCUUUUAAUCAAGAUUACCAGAUCCUGACUGAUUAUUUUAGUGUCAGUGAUCGACCAUCCCUUUCUACUCCUAGCAUUGGGAGUGUUAGGCCUGGACCAUGCUGCCCCAUCGCUCUGUUACUGAUCUUUUGUGUUACUGCUUCUGUUUGGACAAGCCAUCGUUGACGUGAAGUCUCCUUAACAUUAUUAGGAUGUAAAAACGUGAAUGUUUGUAUUCUUCAGGCCAGGUUUAUCCUUCCUAUGUUAGAAGGAUUUGGACACAGAAGGGUCGCUCAUCGUCAGCACUGAAAGGUCGAACUGCUGCUCAGGGUGAGCUCAACUCCCAUCGUAUCCACGUUCUCACCGUGAUUUCCAUCUAUUCUUACUGAAGCGACAGCCUAAGUUGAAAACACUGUAUCGGGAUGAUUUAGACCUUUGGACACCAGAGCCAUCGGCCUGAAUUAAAAUAGACGAUGAGGUUCUGAUUACAGUUAAUCAUUGAAGUGGGCUGGAACUGACAGCAUUAAAAUUCAACACAGAAAUAUCAUCCGAGGGAUUCGAAGGUGAAGCCUUAGUGAAAAAGCAUUUGCAGUGUUUCAGUGCACCUUUCUGCAAUUAACCGCAGUGUAAACUGCACCCACCUGUUAGGCAAAUGCUCUUUGACCCAGGUUAUGUGGAAAGCAUGUGUUGUGUGAAUGCAAGGCACCAUUUAUUGUUAAACCCAGGUACUCAAACAGUCUGAGACACAGCAGUUUUUUCUCAGUAAAAGUUUUUAUGGAUAGCACAUGGUCUAAGCAACUCCAGUGACAAAGUCAUGUUUUGUUUUUUUUUCCUUUUCAUGGGUUAGUUUGUGCACAACCCACAGAUUUUGUACAAAAGAGUGAAUAAUGGCAAAAUGUAACAUGAGAUUUCGUAAUAAAUUUUUCUCAAAAAUAA